Messenger RNA from Ceratotherium simum simum (southern white rhinoceros), 3429 nucleotides. NCBI's taxonomy places the organism in Eukaryota, Metazoa, Chordata, Mammalia, Perissodactyla, Rhinocerotidae. The record is from RefSeq and is a predicted model, not a curated record.
UGCUGUUUUGUUAGGGGCUGGCAAGGUUUAAUUGCUUAUGGAUGUCAUUCCCUUGUGGUAGUGAUUGAUUCCAGUACUGCCCAGACUCUUCAAGUUUUAGAAAAACAUAAAGCUGAUGUGGUCAAGGUGAAAUGGGCCAGGGAAAAUUAUCACCAUAACAUUGGCUCACCGUAUUCCUUGCGCUUAGCUUCUGCUGAUGUCAAUGGAAAGAUCAUCGUUUGGGAUGUAGCAGCAGGAGUAGCUCAGUGUGAGAUCCAAGAGCAUGCCAAACCUAUUCAGGAUGUUCAGUGGCUGUGGAAUCAAGAUGCUUCCCGAGAUUUACUGCUUGCUAUCCACCCGCCAAAUUAUAUUGUGCUCUGGAAUGCAGAUACUGGCACCAAACUGUGGAAGAAGAGCUAUGCAGAUAACAUUCUCUCUUUUUCUUUUGACCCUUUUGAUCCCUCACAUUUAACUUUGCUCACCAGUGAGGGUAUUGUGUUCAUCUCAGACUUCUCUCCAGCCAAGCCUCCCUCAGGCCCUGGGAAAAAAGUGUAUAUUUCCAGCCCACACUCCAGCCCAGCUCACAACAAGCUGGCUACGGCCACAGGGGCCAAGAAGGCUCUUAAUAAAGUAAAAAUCUUAAUCACUCAAGAGAAACCUAGUGCUGAAUUCAUAACUCUCAAUGAUUGCCUUCAGUUGGCGUAUCUGCCUUCCAAAAGGAAUCACAUGUUGUUACUCUAUCCUCGAGAGAUUUUAAUCCUUGACCUUGAGGUGAAUCAGACAGUGGGUGUGAUUGCAAUAGAGCGAACAGGAGUUCCAUUUCUGCAGGUAAUACCCUGCUUUCAACGUGAUGGUUUGUUUUGCCUACAUGAAAAUGGUUGUAUAACCUUACGUGUUCGAAGAUCUUAUAACAGUAUUUUCACCACUUCAAAUGAGGAACCAGAUCCAGAUCCUGUCCAGGAGCUUACCUAUGAUUUACGAAGCCAGUGUGAUGCAAUCAGGGUGACAAAAACUGUGCGUCCCUUCUGUAUGGUGUGUUGUCCUGUCAACGAGAACGCAGCUGCCCUCAUAGUGAGUGAUGGCAGGGUCAUGAUAUGGGAACUGAAGUCUGCUGUUUGUAAUCGAAAUUCACGGAACAGUAGUUCUGGUGUGUCACCUUUGUAUUCACCAGUGUCUUUCUGUGGAAUUCCUGUAGGAGUGCUACAGAAUAAACUCCCAGACCUCUCCUUAGAUAACAUGAUUGGGCAAAGUGCAAUUGCUGGGGAAGAACAACCCAAAGGCUCCAUUCUGCAGGAAGUGCAUCUCAAAUUCCUACUCACAGGGCUGCUGUCAGGACUGCCCUCACCACAGUUUGCUGUCCGAAUGUGCCCACCGUUGACCACAAAAAACAUCAGGAUGUAUCAGCCGCUGCUUGCUGUUGGUACAAGUAACGGUUCUGUCCUGGUGUACCAUCUCACCAGUGGGCUGCUACAUAAGGAGUUAAGUGUCCACUCCUGUGAAGUCAAGGGUAUUGAAUGGACGAGUUUAACUGGUUUUCUUUCUUUUGCUACCUCAACACCAAACAAUAUGGGAUUAGUGAGAAAUGAACUUCAGCUGGUUGAUCUCCCAACAGGUAGGAGCAUUGCUUUUCGAGGUGAACGAGGCAAUGAUGAGCCACCCAUCGAAAUGAUUAAAGUCUCUCAUUUGAAGCAGUAUUUGGCAGUUGUAUUCAAAGAUAAACCCCUGGAAUUAUGGGAUGUUAGGACUUGUACCAUUCUUAGAGAAAUGUCCAAGAACUUCCCUGUAAUAACUGCUUUGGAGUGGUCACCAUCUCACAACUUGAAGAGCCUGAGAAAGAAGCAGCUGGCCACCCGUGAGGCCAUGGCCCGCCAGACCGUGGUCUCAGACACAGAGCUGAGCAUCGUCGAGUCAUCUGUGAUUAGCUUGUUGCAGGAGGCCGAAAGUAAAUCUGAACUCAGUCAGAACAUCUCUGCCCGGGAGCAUUUUGUGUUUACCGACAAUGACGGCCAAGUUUAUCAUCUCACUGUUGAAGGGAACUCCGUGAAAGAUAGUGCUCGAAUUCCACCAGAUGGAAGUAUGGGUAGUAUUACCUGCAUCGCUUGGAAAGGUGAUACGUUAGUUCUUGGAGAUGUGGAUGGAAAUUUAAAUUUUUGGGAUUUGAAAGGCAGAGUAUCCAGAGGGAUACCUACGCACCGAAGUUGGGUGAGGAAGAUUCGUUUUGCUCCUGGUAAAGGAAACCAAAAGUUGAUAGCAAUGUACAAUGAUGGAGCUGAAGUGUGGGAUACUAAAGAGGUUCAGAUGGUGAGCAGUUUAAGAAGUGGAAGAAAUGUGACCUUUCGGAUAUUGGACGUGGACUGGUGUACAUCAGAUAAAGUGAUCUUGGCGUCAGAUGAUGGGUGUAUCAGAGUCCUGGAGAUGUCUAUGAAGUCAACGUGUUUCAGAAUGGAUGAACAAGAGUUAACCGAGCCUGUGUGGUGCCCGUAUCUCCUUGUUCCAAGGGCCUCCCUCGCCUUGAAAGCUUUCUUAUUACACCAGCCUUGGAAUGGAGAGUAUUCUUUGGACAUUUCUCAUGUUGAUUAUCCAGAAAAUGAAGAAAUAAAGAAUCUCCUUCAAGAGCAGUUGAAUUCAUUGUCUAAUGACAUAAAGAAACUCUUGCUUGAUCCAGAAUUCACGCUCUUGCAGAGAUGCCUGCUCGUUUCAAGGCUUUAUGGUGAUGAAUCGGAGCUGCACUUCUGGACCGUCGCAGCCCACUACCUACACAGCUUGUCCCAGGAAAAGUCCGCGAGUGUGCCAGCCACUACAGAAACCGCUCCUCGGGACAAAGUGACCAACCCGCUAGAUAUAUGUUAUGAUAUACUCUGUGAGAAUGCCUACUUUCAGAAAUUUCAGCUGGAAAGGGUUAAUCUACAGGAAGUCAAACGGUCAACUUAUGAUCAUACCAGGAAAUGUACAGACCAGCUCCUUCUCCUGGGUCAAACAGACAGAGCUGUACAGUUGCUACUGGAAACAAGUGCAGAUAACCAGCAUUAUUACUGUGAUUCACUGAAAGCCUGUUUGGUCACAACAGUCACCUCAUCGGGCCCCUCCCAGAGCACCAUUAAGCUGGUGGCAACUAAUAUGAUUGCCAAUGGCAAGCUGGCAGAGGGUGUUCAGUUGCUCUGCCUGAUAGACAAGGCUGCAGAUGCCUGCCGCUACCUGCAGACGUACGGCGAGUGGAACCGGGCAGCAUGGCUUGCAAAAGUCCGUUUAAAUUCUGAAGAGUGCGCUGAUGUGUUAAAGCGGUGGGUUGACCACCUUUGCUCUCCACAAGUCAACCAGAAGUCGAAGGCCCUCCUGGUCCUCCUCUCCCUGGGCUGCUUUUCCAGCGUGGCCGAGACGCUUCACAGGUACCUGCAGAGUGCCCCGUGGCUGGUCAGGAUGGCAGUGCCUAACCACUUCUCACUCUCUUGA